Messenger RNA from Cuscuta europaea, 2033 nucleotides. Lineage: Eukaryota; Viridiplantae; Streptophyta; Magnoliopsida; Solanales; Convolvulaceae. The record is from the annotation of a GenBank genome assembly.
UUUUAAGCCACCAUCUUUCAUUUAAAUCUGCAAAACCCCCCCUCCCCUUCUUUCUCCCUUGAACCCCUCCUCUCCAUAUACCCGUCCCUUACAUUCUUCGCAUUUUUCCAUCUGUCCAGAUCAGAAGGCUAGAUUUCCUUCUCGCAAAAAGUUUCAGAGAAUCAAAUACGAUAUAGCCGAUAGUUGUGGAAGAGGUUGUGGAAAAAGAUGCCGCCGGCAGCGGGCCUUGUAGCUCAGUCUAAUCGGUCGAUGCUGAUGCCGAAUGUGAUGUCGUCCGCCGUUCAUCCGCCUCCGGCUGUGGUAUCGGAUUCCUUCGCCAAGGACGCCGUGAUUGCGUGGUUCAGAGGAGAGUUCGCCGCCGCCAACGCCAUCAUAGACGCCCUCUGCAACCAUCUGACGCAGCUGGAAGGCGGCGCGGGAUCCGAGUACGAAUUGGCCUUCACCGCAAUUCACCGCCGGAGGCUCAAUUGGAUCCCGAUUCUCCAGAUGCAGAAGUACUACUCGAUUGCAGAUGUGGCCCUCGAGCUCAGGAAAGUCGCCGCGAGAAAAGCGGAGGUCGUCGCGUCGACGGCGGCCAUGUCCAGUAGUGAGAAAGAGAACGUCGUGGAAAUGAACAUGAACGAUUCACGCGCUUCACGGGAGGAAGCCGUUGUUAAUACCGAAAGUGGAGGCGGUGAGGCCGUUUAUGAAGAUACGAUCAAAGACGACUCACAUGGUUCCCCUGAAAGUGAGAUCGCCGAUUCAGGAUCACAAGAUGUUCAGCCCAUCCAUGAACAUAUCAAAUUCUGCUCUCUUCAUGAAAACUGCGAGGAACGCCGUUCUCUGUUUAAGAUGACCAAAGGGUUCAUGGGUAGGGAGCCAGUGAAAGGGCAUACGGUGAAUGUUGUUAGAGGUCUUAAGUUGUAUGAAGACAUUUUCUCUCCAAUUGAACUUUCAAAAUUAAGUGAUUUUGUGAAUGAACUCAGACUCGCUGGUCGUAAUGGAGAACUCUUAGGUGAGACUUUCAUUUUGUACAACAAGCAAAUGAAGGGUAGCAAAAGGGAGUUGGUUCAACUUGGUACUCCUAUUUUCGGCCAUGUGAAGGAAGAUCUUGCAUCUCAAAAGAGCAGUAAUGAGCCCAUUCCAGCUCUUCUCGAACUUGUCAUUGAUCACCUUAUUCAGUGGCAUUUAAUUUCAGAGAACAGGAGACCAAAUGGAUGUAUCAUCAACUUUUUUGAUGAGGGGGAAUACUCACAGCCUUUUCUGAAGCCGCCUCAUUUAGAACAGCCUGUCAUUACCCUUCUCCUCUCAGAGUCAACAAUGGCAUUUGGUCGAGCUCUUGCAGGUGACAGUGAGGGAAAGUACAGAGGAUCCCUCAUACUUCCCCUUAAGGAAGGAUCACUUUUGGUGAUGAGGGGGAACAGUGCUGACAUUGCAAGGCAUGCAAUGUGCUCAUCCCCAAACAAAAGAGUUAGCAUCACAUUCUUUAAAAUCAGGACAUGCAGUGAUGAGAGCAAUAAUCCAUCUGAUGUUGUACCCCCAUUGACAAAAGCCAUGACCUUGUGGCAACCUAGCAUUCCUCCUCCCUACACCUCUCCAAAUCUAAACCACUUGCCUGCCUAUGACACAACAACAACAAUGGAUAUAAUACCUAGAAGUCUUAUUCGCCCACCUCCCGUGGUCAUGUUGGCUCCUGUUCACCCGCUUGUCCUUAGCCCCCGGAAGCUUCCUCGUGGCGGAACAGGGGUUUACCUGCCCUGGACCGUCAGAACCACCAGGAGGCAUCACGUCAAGCAUCUUCCACCUCGUGCCCAGAAACAACGGUUCCAGCUGGCUCUGCCCCCUUCCCCGGCUGAACCAGAGGCCCCAUCUACUGAGCCAAGUGUUGACCUUCCCUGAUAUUUAUACUUUGAUGGUGUGCCUUAAGCUCUUAGGGGUAUAGUAGUUGAUUUUAUUACGUCUGCAAAUUUAAAUCUGUGUAUUGUUUCAAAGAACUUCCCAGUGUACCAAAAGAAGUUCAAGUUAAAAAGAUGAAAGAGAAAAGAAAAAUCCUU